CCGCUGCCGGUCAGUGGUACCAUUUCUGUCGACGUCAGUCCACCACGAGACCACAACACACAUUUGUCUUGUGUCACACAACUUGCACGUCUUUUUCACUCUGUCCAAAACUAAUUUACUUACAUAAACACUCAUAAAAAAAACCCGAAAAUACACACAUACACACACACAUAUCCAUAUAUAUAUAUUUAUAAAUAUAUAUCUAUGUAUUUAUAUAUAUCAUAUACUUAGAAGUGUAUACUUAUAUAUGUAUAUGUAUGUAUGUAUGUAUGCAUUUAUAUAUGUGAAAAAAUAUUAUUGUUGUAAUAUUAUAUAGUCUCUGAAUUCCGACACGUUGUCUGUCGGACGAAAUAUUAUUAAUCGAUCGUUGUCGGAUGAGAUCACUUGACGACAAGUCGUGCGUACUCUGAGUGGUCAAGACAUAAAAUAAAAAUAUAAUAUUAAAAAAAUAAUAAAAAAACUUGUUAUCAUCGUAAAAUUUUUAAACUUUUGCCCGUAAGACGACGACAAGACAACUGACAAAAUUUUUGCCGGUUUCGGCAUCAAAGGGGGCUUUUGACGGGCCAUCCACCAGCGCCAACGUACGUAUUCCGCACUGACAGAAUACACACGUGUUGGCACGUUUCCACGUUUUACACAUUCAUUGAGAACGUAUUUCAAAUAGAGAAUUUACGGGGCUUAUCAGGUUCUCAAACGGACUACUUAAAGAAAAAUUUGUAACUUAAGUUUUUUUAAGAAGCAUUGAAGCAUAAUGGCGGCUUUUGUGGCAAAGCAAGUGGUCGGAAACAAAUUAAACGCCGUAAAAGGGGCAGUGGGCGAUGGCGGUGAAUCGGCCGAGGACAAAGAAAAAAACGCAGAAGCGGAGAGGGAACGAUUGGAGGCAAUCAGGGAGGCCGAGGAAAGACGCAAAGAGAAACACCGCAAGAUGGAGGAAGAACGGGAGAAAAUGAGACAAGAAAUCCGAGAUAAGUACAACAUUAAGAAGAAAGAAGAAUUACCCGAACCGGUACAAGAAGAGCCCGCCAAUCCGUUGAUGCGCAAAAAGAAAACGCCCGAAGAGUUGGCCAAAGAAGCAGAAAUGGAAGAAGAGGACGAAUUUACGAAGUUGAAGAAUACCAUCGAGACACAAGUGAAUGAACUCAAAUCUCAAAUCGAGAGCAAGUGCAGUCUUCAAUAAGAUGUGUUCAAAAAUGAUGCGGAACAAAUAAUAACCUAAUAAA
This is a messenger RNA of Rhopalosiphum maidis (corn leaf aphid), 1220 nucleotides long. RefSeq names its product complexin (gene cpx). Gene Ontology annotation, cellular component: terminal bouton; SNARE complex. Gene Ontology annotation, biological process: regulation of neurotransmitter secretion; neurotransmitter transport; synaptic vesicle exocytosis. The record is from RefSeq and is a predicted model, not a curated record. NCBI's taxonomy places the organism in Eukaryota, Metazoa, Arthropoda, Insecta, Hemiptera, Aphididae. The coding region runs from base 752 to 1177 and encodes 141 amino acids. Gene Ontology annotation, molecular function: syntaxin binding. The transcript is spliced from 7 exons.